AUGGAGGCAGAAUGCAGCAGUUACAUUAACGUGGACGGCGCACACGUGGACGCCUUCUUGUGCCCUAAAGUGGCCAAUUCUCUGGAUUAUUAUUGUUGUGGAUUUAACGAUAUGAAGUACUGCUGCGAUGAUCCGCAAAGUUUUUUUCCGUACGAGUAUGGAUACAUGUGGUGGCUGAGCUUCGGCGCUCUGGUGGGCCUGUCUGUUGCUGCUGUUGUCCUAUUGGCAUUCCUCAUCAUUGUUUGCGUUCUCUGCUACCUCUUUAUUGCCACAAAACCCAGUCGCUUUGACAACGGAUUGGCUUUGAGACCUAGACCAGCAGAAGACGAUUUGGGAGGUGGUCCGAGCCAUGACAGAGGCUCACAGCUCUCUGCUCCACGUGGGAUCGGAAAACUUUUUGCGAGCAGGAAACUGGGAUCGGAAAAAGGACUCGCUAAUACGCCAUACAAUCUUCUGACAGAAGAAAUGGAGAUGAGACCGGGGAGAUCCAUCCUCACAGGGGCACUUCUAUUUGUUUUGAAUGUUUUGGAGAUACACGUGACGUGUGCUCCCAUCUCUGAGAUCCAUGGAGGUCCACAAAGGCAUCUCCUGGCUGAAGUGUUAGAUGUAGAGCCAACAAAAAAUGCUUCCCUUGAAAUGGCCGUCGGUCCAGAAGGAGGAGUGAAGUCUCUGGAGUGGUCGUACUUGGCGGCAGGACUCGCCACACUCCUCUCUCUCUCACUCCUCAUCGUCAUCGCUGUGAAGUAUCAGGUUUUCCACCGCUUCCUGGCCAGCUACAGACACUCACUUCUUGAAGAGAGCGAUGGUGUAAGUCAGUAUGGACCAGAGGAGGUGGCCUUUCCCAACAGUAUAUCCUCUCGUGUGGGAAUGGGUCCUGGGACACGGACCGAGAUGGAGGAUGAUGAUGAUGGCUUCAUUGAAGACAACUAUAUUCAGACAAGUGAGCGGCAGAGGGCAGAGAGAGAGGCACUAGAGGAAGAGGAGGAAGAGGAGGACAGUGAUGAUGACCUGGACCUGCAGUUCACCAUAGGCUGA
Molecule: messenger RNA, 1035 nt
Organism: Knipowitschia caucasica
Lineage: Eukaryota; Metazoa; Chordata; Actinopteri; Gobiiformes; Gobiidae
Source: the annotation of a GenBank genome assembly